Messenger RNA from Vespa crabro (European hornet), 996 nucleotides. Its product is annotated as odorant receptor 22c-like. Bases 1 to 996 code for a protein of 331 amino acids. The record is from RefSeq and is a predicted model, not a curated record. Gene Ontology annotation, cellular component: plasma membrane. Lineage: Eukaryota; Metazoa; Arthropoda; Insecta; Hymenoptera; Vespidae. The transcript has 7 exons. Gene Ontology annotation, molecular function: olfactory receptor activity; odorant binding. Gene Ontology annotation, biological process: sensory perception of smell; detection of chemical stimulus involved in sensory perception of smell.
AUGGCAAUUUUCACUGAAAACGUAUUACUCCUAAUGACGCUAACGAAAAUAACAAUGUGCUGGAUGAACAGACGAUCAUUAAGACGUUUACUCGUCGAAGUACAAAAUAAUUUUAUCGUUGACAAUUACAAUACUAUCGAGAAGAGAUUCAUUUUCAUGAAAUAUACCAAAUUGGCGAAAUAUUAUUUUUUAGUAGCAGUACCAACGAUGACUAUUGCCGGUGCAUUUUAUUACAUCCAAGAAUUGAUGCCUAACGUACGAAUGGCAAUAACAAAUUCAUCACUGAGUUACAAACUACCGUACAAAACACGAACCAUUAUCGAUAUACGCGAUAUUAGGAUCUAUAUUUGUCUCUGCAUUUAUCAGAUGUUGGUGAUACCGUGUAUUACAUUAGGCUUCGUUGGAUUCGAUUGUUUGUUUACCAAUCUCGCAUUUCAUAUUACUGCACAAUUUGGAAUUCUCAGUUGCACUAUCAGAGAAAUUCUCGACGAUUCUAAUGGCUUUCAAUGUAAUAUAAGAAAACUUGUUUUUCAACAUUACAAAUUGAUAAGUGGCAAUUAUAAUCUCUUUACAAAGGUACAGGCAGAAAGUUUGGAAAAUAAUUUUAAUGUAAUAAUAUUGCAACAAUUGAUGGGAACAACGUUACAACUUUGUAUAUCUGGUUACAAUACACUUCUGAGCACAGUAAGCAAAGAAGGAAUAACAUUGAUCUUAUUCUAUUCGUAUGCUUUUGGCGUCCUAAGUACAUUGUUUACUUAUUGUUACAUCGGCGAGUGUCUUAUUCAAGAAAGUUCAAACCUGAGCAAUGCAUUUUAUCGUUACGAGUGGUAUAACGUGUCACCAAUGAACUUAAAAAUGGUUAACAUUUGUAUGUUACGAAUGAAAAAACCACAACAGCUUACUUCCGGUAAAUUCUUCGUCCUAUCAUUGGCCUCCUUUACCGACAUUCUCAAAACUACGAUGGGAUAUCUGUCAGUACUACGAACACUUCUAUGA